AGAGAGAGUGUGAAAGACAUUGAACCCUUGACGUCUUGUACAACGGAGCAACAAACAAAACGGACUCAACUCAACUCAAAGUUAUAUUUGUUGAAUUACCGGACGCCUUUUUAUCGCUCGAGGACAUUGUCUCGCGGUGAAGUUGGAGGAUAAAAGGAGUUGAACAUCUGCUCCCUCUUGACUUCCUGACCCUCCCCCGUCUUUCCUCCCCUUUGACUCCACCUUUUCUGUGAUGUCAUCUCAGGCCACGCCCAUCCAGGGGUCACGACCAGUGACCCCUCCGCUUGCCUCUGCAGGAUCCCCACGUUCUCGUGUGCCACCAGAGUCUCUGCAUCUUCCCACCUGCAGACACAGAGACCGCUCACCUUCCCCCAUGAGAGGCUACCUCAUCCCCAGCCCUCUGCCCACACGCAGAAACAGGACCUGCUCAGCGACGGCUCGUGCAGCAGAGGGUCCCAUGUUUUCUGGUGUGUGUAAAUGUUUUUCCCGCUCUAAAGGCCACGGCUUCAUCACGCCAUCAGACGGGGGCAACGACGUCUUCGUCCACAUCUCAGACAUCGAGGGCGAGUACGUGCCGGUGGAAGGUGACGAGGUGAGCUAUAAAAUCUGCUCCAUCCCUCCCAAACACGAGAAGAUCCAGGCGGUGGAGGUGACCAUCACCCACCUGAAGCCUGGAACCAAACACGAGACCUGGUCAGGACACGUCAUCAGCAGCUGAGCACCGUCCAACAUGGAGGAGGAGAGAUGGAGGAGAGAUGGAGGAGAGAUGGAGGAGAG
Centropristis striata (black sea bass) is the source of this 777-nucleotide messenger RNA. RefSeq names its product calcium regulated heat stable protein 1 (gene carhsp1). Bases 233 to 718 code for a protein of 161 amino acids. Gene Ontology annotation, biological process: regulation of mRNA stability. Lineage: Eukaryota; Metazoa; Chordata; Actinopteri; Perciformes; Serranidae. Gene Ontology annotation, molecular function: mRNA 3'-UTR binding. Gene Ontology annotation, cellular component: cytoplasm. The record is from RefSeq and is a predicted model, not a curated record. The transcript has 5 exons.